Messenger RNA from Diospyros lotus (date-plum), 2081 nucleotides. Its product is annotated as NAC transcription factor 56-like. Gene Ontology annotation, biological process: system development; regulation of DNA-templated transcription. The record is from RefSeq and is a predicted model, not a curated record. Lineage: Eukaryota; Viridiplantae; Streptophyta; Magnoliopsida; Ericales; Ebenaceae. Gene Ontology annotation, molecular function: DNA binding. Bases 104 to 1072 code for a protein of 322 amino acids. The transcript is spliced from 3 exons.
AUAUAUAUCCAGCUAGCUAGCUGGGCACCUUAGGUCAUCAUAUUCAUAAAGAACGCUCGUUAGGCCAAAAUUCGGUACAGAAUUUACAGAAGGGUAAGCGGCCAUGGAGAGCACAGAUUCGUCGUCAGGCGGCUCGCAGCACCCGCAGCUGCCGCCGGGCUUCAGGUUCCACCCCACCGACGAGGAGCUCGUAGUUCACUACCUCAAGAGAAAGGCUGCCUCCACCCCCUUGCCCGUCACGAUUAUUGCCGAGGUUGAUCUCUACAAGUUCGAUCCUUGGGAGCUACCAAGUAAGGCGACGUUUGGCGAGCAAGAAUGGUACUUUUUCAGCCCUAGAGAUCGCAAGUACCCAAACGGCGCCAGGCCUAACCGGGCGGCCACCUCCGGGUACUGGAAGGCAACCGGAACCGACAAGCCGAUACUUACAUCGAAUGGAAACCACAAGGUCGGAGUGAAGAAGGCGCUUGUUUUCUAUGGUGGAAAGCCCCCGAAAGGGAUCAAAACCAACUGGAUCAUGCACGAGUACAGGCUUGUGGAUAAUAAUUCUGCCGCGAGACCUCCCGCUAACGAUCCACCCAGCAAGAAGGGCUCUCUAAGGCUUGAUGAUUGGGUGCUUUGCCGGAUCUACAAGAAGAACAAUAUUAGGCCGAUGGAGAGGGAAAAGGAAGAGUCAUAUCAUGAUGAAUUAUCAGCCUCAAGGGCUGGUAACUACGGUUCAUUGCUUGAACAAGAAGCGAACUUCUUCCAAGGGAUUACAUUAACAGGAAAUGGCAUGCUAAACAGCUCGAAAACAGAUGUGUCCUUGGCUUCGACAAGUCCCCCGAUGAAGAGAACGCUCCCGAACCAGUACUGGAACGAGCCGGGCUCCCAGGGAAAGAGGUUUCAUGGCGAUUACAACACCGACGCGAGCACUGGUCUAGAUGGGAACAGCUCCUCCUCUUUCGUUUCUUUGCUCAAUCAAAUUCCUGCAGAAGGUGCCAAUUCUUUUCAUCCCCACUCGCUUGUUGGUUCACUUGGCGAGGGGAUCUUGCGCCAAAACUACCACCACCUCCCCGGCAUGAACUGGAAUUAGCUAGAUAGAAGAAACGCGGGAUCCAAAACAACACGACUGCUGGCAAUUACGCUUAUUGAAUGAACAUCCAUCUCAUACGCCCAUGAUGCAUCAGCUGUACGUGUAUAUACAUACAUAGGUAUUCAAGGCGAAGAGGACCCAAGUUCAUGAUCACAGCAGUUGAAGUUUGGAAUUUCAGGUGAAUUAGCUAGUCAUAUUCGUAUAUAACUUCAGGUUUUAUAUACCUCAUUCCGUUAAUCAUAUAUAUAAACAUUAUAAGUAUGAUCAGAAACACAGAAAAUCAUUUAAUCAUCAGGUAUUAAUUAGAGAAGUGACUUCUCAUGAGAAUUAACUGUCACAUAUAUGGUGGAUAUCUUUAUAUACACAUAUAUAUAUAUAUAUAUAUAGAAGGUUGAUCUUCAAAGAGAGUGCCUUUGUACAGUGUUGCUACAGUUCUUUCUGCCUGCUUAAACUCGAUAAAAAAAUUAAUUUUCAGUGCCACCAAAGCCAUGUUUUCAUCUCUCUCUCUCUCUCUAUAUAUAUAUCUCUACGAACACAAACAAAUAUAUAUUCACUAAAAUCACAGAAGGUAUGGCAUCAUGUUGCUUUCGGCUCUCUUUCAUCUCUUAUCUUUUUAUCAGAAACUAUGUUAAAUGCAUCCAUCACUUUAGGACAACGUGACAAAAUCCUACUUCCCCUUUCUUUGAUCACAUUCCAUUCCCUUUAGAUUAGAAUUAGACAUAAUAUAAAAAUCCAUGAGCAUUUAAGUCAAAUUUGAAUAUAACUUACUCUUCUCCUAAUUUGAUUUGUCAUAUAGUAACCUUUGAUCAUAUAAGAUUAAAUGUUUUUAUGGCCAUAUUAGGAUCCUAUUAAAUUAUCAAUAUCAAAGACUAUUCAAAUCCUUGACGUGGGUUGAAGAUACUGGGUGGCCUCUUGAAUUUGGAAAUUUUAAUUAAACUCGAUAUGGGUACAGGUCAAGUUAUCUAGAAAUAAUUUGUUCAUUCGUUUGAACGUCAGAUUUAAGCAAACU